Messenger RNA from Pseudoliparis swirei, 667 nucleotides. RefSeq names its product A-kinase anchor protein 13-like. The annotation marks the transcript as partial. The record is from RefSeq and is a predicted model, not a curated record. NCBI's taxonomy places the organism in Eukaryota, Metazoa, Chordata, Actinopteri, Perciformes, Liparidae. The transcript is spliced from 6 exons.
CAGAAGAAGAAGAAGAGCAGCGCCACCGGACGAGACGGGACUCGGACGGGGCACGCGCUCUGCAGAUUCAGAGGGAGAGGGAUGUUUUCUGUCCUGAAACCAACACGGUGACAACAUGUACAGACGUCCAUCCAGACAUAGGGGAGUGCGUGUCGGUGUGUUUGUUGCACCGAGACAAAGAUGGUGUGAGAGUCCCUGCUGAACCGGAUGACGGUGUCUUUAAAAGGCCCCAAGUUCCCCCCUGUGUUGGACACAGGGACAAAGGGGUUGGAGUCUCCCGGAAUUCAACCGAUGAUACAUCGACUCGGAGAGCCCUCAGUCCUACUGAGGGGGCCUUGCCGGUGGGCACCCCUGACGCUGUGACCCCUCGGAGCUCCAGAUUGUCCUGGAAGUCCGAAACGGAGGACCGAGGAGGAGGCGGGACAGAAAGAGGAGGAGGAGGAGGAGGAGGAGGAGAAGAAGAAGAAGAAGAGAAAAAAGACCAGCUUCCAGAGAACCCCGUCCCCUCUGCCAUCUUGCGAGCCUCCAUCUGUUCCUUGUCUCCAUUCCGUCGUCACAGCUGGGAACCGGGCCGGGCCGGCGCAGAGACUGACAUCGCACAGCGCAGCUCAUUAAAGAGUCCGUCAGGAGAGGUGAAGAGAGCCAAGCCCCUCCUCCACCGGAGAAG